CUGUCCUACCAACGAGACGCUACUAGUAUCAACAACUGCAUGUUGUUUGUGCAGAAUAAAAGAUAAACAACAUCACAACCUAUAUACACAGGGUCUAAUUCGUUAGAUCUAGCUGAUGAAGAACCAGUCCUGUCUAUAAUAAGCCACUGAUCCGGGUACCUUAUCACCAGCUGUCAAAAUGAAAAAGAAAGCAAAACCAAAGUCUCUCCCUAACAACCCAGCACAAUCCCUUAAGCUAGGAGCAGGCAUGACAAAUCUUCUUGAAAAGGCAUCAAAAGACACUGAAAAACUCACUGAAGAGUAUGAAGAGGGAAAAGCCGGUCCCUCAAAGAAAAAAUCCAAUUCUGCCACAAAAGCAAGGGAGAUCAUAAAUAAAGAAAAAUUACUUAAACACUUCAAUAGUGAAGAAAUUAAAUUCUCACACAUUUCACAGGGUGCUGUUGAUAUGCUAACAUCAAAAACUCCUGUGACAAUAGAUUUCAGCCAUAUUGAAGAGGUCAAUGAUGCUGCAUUUGCUAAAAUGCUCAUCACCAAGGUUACUGAUCAAUACUCCAGCGUGAAGGGGAUAAAACUGAAUGGCUGUUGUCAUGUGACAGACCUCGGCGUGAUGUGGAUGGCUUCCUGUUUCCCAGAACUCCAAGAAGUGUCUCUGGCUGGAUGUGUGCAGGUCACAGAGACUGGACUUCAUGCUUUGGUCACCCGAUGUAAACACAUUACUGACCUCGAUCUGACUGGAACGAAUGUGUCCAUCCUGGGUUCGGGGUGUGUGGACAAGAAAAUUGUGACCGAUGGAUGUCCACUUCUUUCACCUAAUAAAAAAACCAUGGGAACGGCUCACCUGAGCGUCAUACUUAAAUCCCCUGGUUUCAUGAAGUCAGCCGAUGUUGAUUUAGUGAAAGUGGUUGUUAGCAAGCCAUUAAACUCCGCGUCCAGCUUCGUAGCCUAUCUUACCAAAGACAGCAUGAAGGAAGCCAAGACCUGCCGAAUCAAACCUGCCCACACACUCGCUCCGGGAUUCACCGCAAAUCUGUUUGAGUGUGAUAUGAGUGUCAUGGAUCAUUUCAUCUCCAAGAGGUCAUUGUGUGUCCUCCCAUAUGGUGCCGAUACUAGCAUGUCUGCCGAUACCAUAGCAACCGAUCUGUACAGAGUUGUCUCCCAUGCCUUGUCUGUGGAUUCUGGAAAUGCCUUUAUCAUUGCGGGUAUGAGUAAUGGCGGAAAGAAGUGUGUGAGUCCUGAUGCUGUGAAGACUGCCAUGGAUAAACUUGUCAACAAGACUAAAGAUAGUAUUAAGGCAGUCAUUGAAAUGUUCAAGAAACCAACGUCAGGAGAUUAUAGUUGGCAGGAACAGAAUGAACUCAGUCAAGCCUACCACUUACAUACUGGCUUAGAGAACAUUAAAGUUAGCACAGUUAGUUUAGACCUGAAUGCUUCAAACCAGGCUGAUGUGAAUGCCAAAUUACUAGUUGGAGCUAAGCAGGCAUCUGCUGCCCAUCCAGAGUACCAGGAAAUAUAUGCUGCAGUGUUUUCCUAUAUAACAUCAGAUGCCAUUACUACCAUGUUAAAGGAUGGAAUAGUGUCCAUUAAGUCGUCAGUCAAGGCCAACAGACGUAUGCUGAACAUUCUAGAAUACUUUGGAAGAGCCAAAUGCUUAGAACUAACCAAUCAGGAUAGUGCUGUGGCCUCAGUACAGUGCAUGGAGAAUCUGUUAUCUACUGCUUUUGAUAGUAACCAUGGAAACAAUGAUGGUUCAACUUCUCUGGUCAGCAAAGGAACGCCUAUGUAUGUCAGAGAUGAAAUGGUGAAGACUCUCACGAAAGUCUUCAAUGGGGAUACAGAGCAAGGAACAAAUGGUGCGGCCUUGUACUCUGAACUAGGGCUGAGUUGUUCAUUGACAUCCACAUCCAAUGUACUGCUAAGUCAGCUUACUGACACUGUACCCCCAGAGGUGGAUGUGAUCAGGAAGACUGACAAUAAGGAUAUCAUCUUCGCCCAGAACAUGUUUGAAUUUACUCACCCGGCGUCAAACAGUGUGCUUCAUCGAGUGGUUAACAUGGCUUCACAAAUUCGUAAACCUCUCUUCAUUUGGCAGACAGGCUGUGUACAACAGGAGGGUUUGGUGGAAAUUAUACUGGAAAUACAGCAUAAUACUGAUGGAAGUAAACUACUAGUAAAGGGUCAAACUCCACAGGAAAGCUCCCAGUUCACAGACAAGUCCAAGAUUGUAGUGGACCGGGCCAAUAUCCGACUCUGGCAGCUCGUGGAACAGUACAGUCAACUGGCUAGGAAAGUCAUUAAACAGAUGGGUCUGUUUGCCAAGGUCGAACCAAAAGGCACUAACCCUAAACCAAGUAAUGUGUUUGCCUGUAUCUCUGAUCACAAAAUGCCGGUUCCGAACAAAGGGGAGGAAAAGUCAUCAUCGCAGGCACAGCUGUGUGAGAUGUGUGGAAUCACUGUGAACCAAUACCUCCUACAAACGAGAAUACAGAGAGAACUUACAGCUAGUUUUCUGACUGAUAGUAAACUGCAGCUACCAAAAGAUACAGAGAAAGUCAAGCAGAAUGGAAACUGCAUUAGUUUCCUACCUGGAAAGGAAAGCUCUGAUGUUACAUUCAGGUCCAGCAUGACUCCUUAUGAACAGAACUUAUGGAAGGUGACUUUCCUUGAAGGAAAUCCUUCCAAUGUGUCUAUCUUCUUAAUGCUAGGAGGAGAGGGAGAGAUGUGUUACAACAUAGAUCUGAAAACCAAGGUACUGGUAGCUAGUUCUGCCUCAGAGAAAAAGGUUUUGGUGAACCUGCCAGCCGUGGAGCUCGGGGAGACAAUAGCUCUCCAGUUGAGUCCUGGGCCCAGUCUCGAGGGACAGCCUCUCUACUCAUUUAGCUUCAUUAUACAGGAGCAACUGAUCAUGGCUAUCAGUAUUCCAGCAAGGAAAGUAAAAGUGAAGUUAACUGGGUCUCAUGUAUCUGAUUCAAGUACAACAGUGAUGGUUCACGGCCUUCUUCCAACGCCUUCAAAGUCAACAGAAGUCGUUGAAGGAAUGCGACUUGAAGCAUUGGACCGCCUGAAUCCCUCACUUGUUUGUGCUGCAACUGUAUCAAAAAUUAGUGAAACAGAUGGCCGUUUAUUGAUCCAUUUUGAUGGCUGGACAAAAAGAUAUGACUAUUGGACUGAACCGGAAUCCAAGGAUCUCCAUCCUAUUGGCUACAUGGCUUUAAAUGCUAAUUCACCCAACCACAACUAUACUACAGAAUUGCAGAAACCCAAAGGAAGGCCUCAGGAAUUUGAGUGGUAUGAUUACCUACAGGAAAUUGGACAGCUCCCUAUUCCAUACGAAUUCUUUAAUGAGGCUCAAUGUGAGGGAACCCAACCGGAUGUUGAAAAUGACGUCCUCCAGAAGCUUGGAUAUGCUUCAGAUAUUGGCAAUCAGGAAGUGAUGUCAUGUACUUCUUCCAAAGACACUGUGAGACGUUUGGAAUUUGUUGCUAUGAAGAAAUGUACACUAACACCUGCUGUUGUUGACUUCUUCAACAACAAAUUCAAGUUUUUCUGUCUGCUGCCCGCCAGUCUAAGUGAGACCAUGUUGAUGUAUCCUUCUCUACAGCAGAUCGUCAACAAAACAGAUCAGAUGAUCCACCUUCUGUGUCCUGGCAACAGAAUGGAGCUUCUCCACUUUGUUGAUCAUGAAGGACUGAGCCUUGUCAAACACAGCAAAGAUACACAGAUGAGCCAUGUAGCUUCCUACCUGGCUAACUGUUAUGUCGGUCUACUUAUCCAAAAGGAAAUUUUACCAAACCCUCCAAUGAAAAUAAUCAAAGGUGUUCAAGGGGCUCUCACACCUGACGUGCUUGAUUUGACGGAGACGAGACUGCGUCGCAUUUUCUACAUCUAUCUGUUGUGGCUUAGUCAAGUUGAACAGCUGAACAAGGAACUAGGCCUGACAGUGGACAUCCACAUGACCAUUCUCACAAACAUCCAGGGAGACAAAACAGCCUGUUCAGAACUCAGCAAAGUGUUUGAUCUCUCGCAUGGAUUUAAAACAACAGGCAUCAACAGCUGUUUGGCACAUGGCCUGGCGCUCUCAGCUGGGCAAGACAUGAAGUCUAUCACCGUGGACAGAUUUCAGAUGAUGUAUCAGUUCUUACAGAAGCUUGACUUCAGAAAGAAUGGGCUCAAAGAACUCCCAGCUGACUUUCUGGGGAAAUUCGUAAAAAUGGAAGAACUAGAUUUGAGCGAAAAUCAUCUUCAAAAGUUACCCGGAGGAUUUGACAGGACAAUCUGGUUAUCGCACCUCAACAUCAGUAAAAAUCAAAUCACGCAACUUCCGGAAGAUCUUUCAUCCCUCAAGGAUGUUUUGACUUUCCUGGACAUUUCUGACAAUCCAUUCAAAGAAAUUCCUAAAGUAGUAUGGAGUCUCCUGUCCCUGAAAUCCCUCCAUGCUGACAACAUUGGGAAGAUUGGAGACCUUGAACCCAUCGUUCAUAUGAAGGAGUUGACAGAGCUCUCCUUGGCAUCCAAUUUGAUUUCCGCAAUCCCAGAAUCCUUUGGGCAGCUGGCUUUGACUUACCUCAACCUUUCUGGAAUUCCCUGGUUUCCAGAUCUUGUGUCAGGAAAAUCCCGACCAACUUUCCAGACAUUUAAGACCAUAUUGAACCAGUACACAGUAUUUGGGGCUAUGCUUGAUGAAAAGGAACAGUUUGAGUUGUUCAGUAAGGUGGAUAAAGAUGCCUCGGGGACUCUGGAGAAGGAAGAACUACUGGAAAUGAAUACUCUCUUGUUCAGCAUGUAUCCAAGGUUUGGUAUCAAGGACCUCGCCUAUACUGCAACUGGAGGAGUCCCUGGUGUGAUUUUUAAUCUAACCAGUCUGGAGCGAUUGGAGUUGUCUUUCCAUGGAUUGAAACAGAUUCCAGAUGAGAUGAAGAGUUUAAAAGCUCUGACAAGUCUGGAUGUGUCCAACAACCCCUACCUAGAAAGCCUCAGUAGCAGUGUGGGUGAACUCCCAAUGAAAGAAAUCAACCUGAAGUACUGUCCCACUUUGAAGACUCCACCCAAAGAAGUUGUGGCACGAGGGUUUAAUGCAGUGUUUGGAUACCUAAAACGUCUGUUGUCUGGCUCUGUCCAAUGUAGGCGUACCAAGCUGAUGAUGGUGGGGCUUGGUGGAGCAGGGAAAACAAGUCUUGUACGCACAUUAAUUGCGUCCCGACAUACAUAUUACCAGGACUACGGCGAACAAAUCACAGACGGUAUCAGCAUCACAGACUGGACAGUGAAAACUAAAAACAAGGACGAAUCUUUGACCUUCAAUGUGUGGGACUUCGCAGGACAAACUGUCUAUUACAACACUCACCAGUUUUUCCUGUCUAACCGUGCUGUGUAUUUGCUCCUGUGGAACAUCCGACUUGGAUAUGAGCAUGCAGGAUUGGAUUUCUGGCUAAACUCUGUGGUCUGUCAUGCUCCCAAAGCUCCAAUCAUCAUUGUAGGGACACAUUGUGACAAGGUUGAGAAAUCCAAGAUUCCACAAGAUGAAUUAAAGCGGAAAUACCCUCAAAUUGCUCAUUUCUUCUUUGUCAGCUCCUACACAGGGGAGGGUAUUCAUGAUUUGAAAGAUUUCCUUGUAAACUUGACCCUGCAGCAGAAGUAUAUGGGAGAAAGGAUACCUGAGGCCUGGCUGACGCUGGAGCAAAGAGUUAUCCAGAAAAGGAAGGAAGAACAGUUGGAUUUAAUCAAGUGGAAAGGAGUGGAAGAUAUUGCCUCAGCAUGUGGCAUCGUGGAUGGACAGGAGCUUGUUCAAGCUGUGCAGUUCCUUCAUGAUCUCGGCUCACUCCAGUUCUUCAACACCGAGUUUCUGCGUGGCCAUGUCGUCAUAUAUCCCCAGUGGAUUGUAGAUGUCAUGGCGUGUAUUGUGACUGUCCAUGCAGGACCAACACAGGAAGGGAAGCUCUACCACAAGGACAUGGCUGUCGUCUGGAAUGCAUACCCCGCAGAGGUUCACCCAUGGCUGUUAAGACUUACGGAGGAAUUUGAUUUGACGUUUCCUCUCGUAGAUGAACCAGCCAAUCUUGUUCCAUGUCUGCUGCCAAACACUGAACAAAAGUACAACUGGCCUACUAUCGAGGAAGGCUCUGAUGUGAAGGAGGGGAAAAUGAUUUACAGCUUUGAGUACCUGCCAGCUGGCCUCUUCAAUAGAGCCCAGGUGAGACUGCAUCAAUUUGCUGAGAAAGGAAUUCUCUGGAAGAAAGGCAUGUUCCUGAAGAAGAACAACCAUAUUGCUGUGGUUCUUCAGGACAGUUCUGGAAGUGUCCUUGUCAAGGCUCAAGGUUUCCGCCCAGAGAACAUGAUCUUCCUGGUCCAUGAGGUGUUUGAGACGCUGAUCACGGAUGCCUACAGUGGUGUACAGUAUGACUUUCAAAUCCCCUGUAUGGAGUGUCAGAACAUGCACCUCAGUGAGCCGAGUAUGUUCUCCGCUGUGAAGAUACACAGAGCCGCGGAACUCAAGGCUCCAUUUCUACAGUGUGACAAUCUGUUCCAUGUGUUGUCCAUCUCAGAACUGCAGAACGGCCUGCCACCAGACAAAAAUGUUGAUCUUGACAAUCACUUACGACGAAGUGUCCAAGAGCUACAUGACCUUGGGGAAGGGGUCAAGGUCAAUAUGGUUUUUGUCUACAGUAAGAGAAAUGUCCCAUCCCUGCAGGAUGAGGGCAAAUGUGUCCAUCCAGGCACUAUUAUGGAGGACUUGAGAGGAGCUGGAUACAACGUGGCUUUCUGUGAUAACCCGGAGACAGCAGAUAUGUCGGCCCUCACUCUCACCAUGAAGACAGCCAAGGUGGUAUUGAUUGGAAUAUCUGAUGAGCUGUGUGAAACGGAGGCUUGUCGUAACAUCAUCAUUUUUGUGAAGGAAACCCUGCGUAAACCUAUUGUACUUGUGGUUCUUGGCAAAGGAAUGAAGUGGAAAGAAUCCAACAUUUACAUCACCUUGAACGAUGAGGUCUACGUCAAAAUGCAGGACCCCAAAGUCUACAAAUCCAAGUUUGCAGAACUGAAAGAUGCUAUACAGAAAAAAGUUUCCAAAAAAUCAGUGGUUGAAGAUCAGCCGGUAUGUUUUGUCAGUUACUGCUGGUCAAACUCCCAUGAUGCAAUUAGCAAGGGCAGCCGCAAGAAGGAAGGUGCACUUGGUUGGGGUGAUCCAAGGAAAGUCAAGAACUUCCUGGAGAGUAAAGGAAUAUCCUGCUGGCUGGAUAUUGAACGCGUCGGAGGGGGUGGUUUGUUUGAAGACAUUGCUGGUGGAUUGAGGAAGGCCCAAGUUGUAGUGGCUUGUGUAUCAGAUGAGUAUGCCAAUUCAACCAACUGCCAGAUGGAGUUCCGCUUCGCUUUGUGCCAGCUCCGUCUGCCAAUUAUACUUGCAGUGGUUGGUACAGGCUACCAGUGGGAGAGGUCAGAGAUUGGUAUGCUUGCCGUUGGCCACCAGAGCGUAAAAGUAAACUUCCAGCUUGAAACAAGUGAAGCUUAUGAUAUGUUGUUAAAGGAGGUCAAGUCCAAGGUCAAGAUCAAUACAAAUGAAGAUGAGGCCAAGAAAGGAGAGGACCAACAGAAAGUGGCUUUCCAGGAGGUACUGGAGUUAUCCCAGCGACAGUUCCUCAGACAUCUUGUGGGUUACGCUGAAGCCAUGUACAGUGGCCAUUACCCUCGCCUAAUUGUUCUGGACUUGGUGGAGCAAGAAGCACCAUCCAUAGAAGAGAAAAAAGUUGAAGAAAAGCUGACGGACGAACAAAGAAAAGAGCUUGAAGCUAAAGACAAGGAAAAACAAGCAAAAAUGGCCAAAUUGAAGGCAGCAUUGAAGGCAGCUGCAAAAGACAAAGACGCAGAGGAAAAAUCAGCAGCAGAGAAAAAAGAGGAAGAGGAUGAUGAGGAGGAAGAAGAAGAGGAAAGGACAAAAUGGAAAUCCAAAUACUGCUACAGGCUACUUUGUGAACACGAGGAGGGUUGGCAUACGGUGGACUCAACCAUCCCAUCUCCAGAACAUGACGGAAAAGAGGAAGAAGAACAAUGGCUGAACUCCAUGGCCCCCUACAUGGCACGAAUGUUUGCCAUCCUCAAAUACUCGAGCAUUAAUAUGGCUAGUUUGAACACGCCAGAGGGUCAGACUCUACAAGCCAAGCUGCAGACGAUUGCCACAGAUCUCAACAAGAAUGAGUUCCAGGAUGAAUAUGUAGAGGUCAGAGCCAGUGUGAUGGACAUGGAUAAGGAAAAGAUUGCAGGAUGCCUUAAGAGAUGUCAUAUGCUGAAUGGAAAGACACUUUGGCUUUGUGACAAACACCGCGGCCAAAGUGGCAGUAAGACGGAAAAACUGUAUCAACAGCUCUUGAUGCCACACGAAGACCCAGGCAAAGCUGUGUUGACCCAACCAGAGUCUGAGCAAACUUCAGGUCAAACAACUAGUCGCAAGGAGCCAAAAGAACCAACGAAGCCAAAACUAUUCCGCAUGAGGGAGACGGGUGGUUCCAAGUCGGGCAAAUUGAAGAGUCAAACAAGUCAAGCAUGUAGUGUAAUGUAAAAGUGGAAAUCGAUACCCAAACAUUGCUUCUUGUUGUGAAUUAUCAAAAACUCUUUUGAAUCAAAAUUAUCUGCUUCUGAGUUAAGACAAUUGACGAAUGAUUUGUUAGUGUAUGCAUGUAUCUAGAUUCUGUAGAUAUUACAACUUUAAUCAAAUAGCAGUUGAGACUGAUGAUAAGUACUUAGCAUUUUGUAUGAAAUUUUAUCAUAUUUAAUUACUGCUACAAGGAGCCAAUGCCUUCUAAUUGAGAUUAAUAUUUUGCAUUUGCAUAAUACUUAAUCCAGGCUGGGUUCAUCAUAUCACGGGGAUAUACUAACUAAUUAUAAUUCAUCAUUGUAUACCCAUUUUUAUGUAUUAAUCAUCCCCUGUGAUCAUCAUCUCAUUUAAACAUAUGUUUAAGUAAAUACAUGGAUAGACUACAGUUAGGCUUUUCCAUGUUGUAUGUUAAUAUAUACACUUGUAUGAUAUAUAUACAUGUACGCACUUACUUUCUUCUGCUUGUCUUCUGAUCUUGUUUCUCUAACAAAACAAAAUAUGCUUGUUUUUUGCCUGAGACAUCGAUACACAUGUCUAUACUAUCGCUUACAAUAUAUAGUGUACUAUUGUACUAUUGCUUAUAGUAUAUAUAGGGUACUAUCAUACUACUACUUAUAGUAUAUAUAGGGUACUAUCGUACUACUGCUUAUAGUAUAUAUAGGGUACCGGUAAUAUCGUACUACUUAUAGUAUAUAUAGGGUAAUAUUAUA
Messenger RNA from Pecten maximus, 9291 nucleotides. RefSeq lists its product as uncharacterized. Gene Ontology annotation, biological process: signal transduction; regulation of DNA-templated transcription. The transcript has 55 exons. Lineage: Eukaryota; Metazoa; Mollusca; Bivalvia; Pectinida; Pectinidae. The record is from RefSeq and is a predicted model, not a curated record. Gene Ontology annotation, cellular component: nucleus. Gene Ontology annotation, molecular function: protein binding; calcium ion binding. The coding region runs from base 179 to 8545 and encodes 2788 amino acids.